AUGGCAGCAGCAACGGGCUCGGCUGCAGCAAGAAAUGCCAAGUCCUGCAAAAAGUACCGAACGGUGAAGAGGCACGCCGGCAUCUACACCUACCAGGAGCCACCCCACAGCAACUCGGACGAUGAUAUCAGUGAAGAAAAGGCUGAGAGCCAUGACCCAGAGCAGAUCUUUCAGAACAUCCAGUACCAGAAGGAGAUAAUGUCCAACAUCCGCUGCCGGCCAUGGCCGAUGAGGCAGAAGCUGAGGGCGCUCAGACAGGCGAAGGAGAUUGUGCUGAAGUAUGAAGGGAGGCUCACGAGAACAAGAGGUUACCAAGCCGCUGGUGCAGAGCUUUGGAGGAAGUUUAUUCGACUUGCGUAUAACUUUGUGGUAAUCUUUAUUCCUUGGGAAAUGAGAAUAAAGAAAAUUGAGAGUCAUUUUGGGUCUGGAGUUGCCUCUUACUUCAUCUUCUUGAGAUGGCUAUUUGGAAUCAAUAUUGUACUUACGAUAAUGACAGGCGCAUUUGUAGUCUUACCAGAGCUACUGGCCGGAGAACCGUUUGGCAGCACAGUCAGCAAGACCAUUCCCAAGGAGCACAUUGCAUCUGCUCAAGACCUGGACACCAUCUGGUCACUAGGGGGCUACCUUCAGUACUCUGUUUUGUUUUAUGGCUACUACGGCCGUGACAGGAAGAUUGGGAAGGCUGGAUAUCGACUGCCUCUUGCCUACUUCCUUGUUGGAAUGGCAGUGUUUGCUUACAGCUUCAUCAUUCUCUUAAAAAAAAUGGCAAAGAACUCAAGAAUGAGUUUAGCAAGUGCCUCUGAUGAAAAUUACACUUUCUGUUGGAGACUGUUCUGUGCUUGGGACUAUUUAAUAGGAAACCCCGAGGCUGCAGAGAGCAAAGCUGCUGCCAUAGUUAAUAGCAUUAGGGAAGCUAUAUUGGAAGAGCAGGAAAAGAAGAAAAGCAAAAACUUGGCAGUGACUAUAAGCUUAAGAAUUAUUGCAAAUAUCCUUGUGCUUCUCUCGCUUGCUGGAAGUAUUUACAUCAUUUACUUUGUUGUGGAUCGAUCCCAAAAGUUAGAGCACGCCAAAAAGGAAUUGACUCUUUGGGAAAAAAACGAGGUAAGCGUAGUUGUGUCCCUGAUUACAAUGAUUGCACCCUCUGCUUUUGAACUUGUGGCAGCUCUGGAGAUGUAUCAUCCAAGGACCACUCUUCGCUUCCAGCUAGCCAGGGUUCUCGUUCUAUACCUGGGAAACCUCUACAGUUUAAUCAUUGCUCUCCUGGAUAAAGUGGACAGCAUGAGUGGCACUCUUUUGGAAUAUUUAUUAUUUCAGGACUCUGAUGUUAACAACAAUGCAAGUAAUUCUACCACCACCUUAGCAACCAAAACUCUUUCUAAAGAAGACAAUCUAUCUACAACUAUUCCUGAUGUACAAAUCAAGAGAAACGGCAUUGUUGCGUUGGAAGAGAGUCAUGCUCACGGCUCGAUGGUCUCUGACUCGCUGGUUAACAAAACAAUUUCCUUUAACACCCGGAACCCACAGGAUCAGUGCUGGGAGACGUAUGUUGGUCAAGAGAUGCUAAAGCUUUCAAUUAUCGACAUGAUUUUCACAGUCGCAAGCAUCCUGCUAAUUGAUUUUUUCCGUGGUCUGUGUGUUCGAUAUUUAAGUGAUUGCUGGUGCUGGGAUCUAGAAAGCAAAUUUCCAGAAUAUGGAGAAUUCAAAAUUGCAGAGAAUGUAUUGCAUUUGGUCUACAACCAAGGAAUGAUCUGGAUGGGAGCUUUCUUUUCACCUUGCCUACCAGCAUUCAAUGUUCUCAAGUUGAUUGGACUCAUGUACCUGAGAAGCUGGGCUGUAUUAACGUGUAACGUACCACAUCAGCAGGUUUUCAGAGCAUCUCGAUCCAAUAAUUUCUAUUUGGCCAUGUUGCUGUUCAUGUUGUUCUUAUGCAUGUUGCCAACAAUUUUUGCUAUUGCCCGAUAUAAGCCAUCUUUAAGCUGUGGUCCCUUCAGUGGACAAGAAAAAAUAUAUGAUAUUGUUUCUGAAACAAUUAAAAAUGAUUUUCCUACAUGGUUCAACACAGUGAUUACUUACAUCAGCAGUCCUGUGGUUGUCCUCCCUGCACUACUACUUUUAUUCAUGCUAAUCUAUUAUCUACAAAGUAUUGCAAGAUCAUUAAAAUUCACCAACAAUCAACUGAGAAUGAAGAUCCAAACAGAAAGAACUGAAGAUAAGAAAAAGGUGGUUCAGAUGGCAGUAGGGCAGAACCUGGGAGGCAUCUCUAAUCAAAUCAUGUCAGACCUUGCAUAAAAUUCAGAGGCUACCAGAAUCCAAAAUCUGGAUGGCAAUGACAAGAGACCAGAGCAAGAAAGUGACAUUAUCAGCCAGGAGUCUUCUGUUCGGUCUUCAACUCCCCGAAAGAACGGCACUGUCUUGAAUUUUGAAUCUCCUGUGAGCAAAGGCACCAGAAUACAAACCAUUUCCCAGUCUGUGCCCCAAACCGUGCCCUCAACUGAUGUUGCAAGACCUGUCAACACAACUCCUACAACUUCAACCUCCUUAACACCAGCUCCCUCAGUAUCAAGUGUACAGAAACCAAGAAACGAUCAUAUCACAAACAGGUACUCAACAAGCGCUGUGCAUGGGAGUGCGAGUGAGCUCUGUAAAACAAAGCCCUACACACCAGUCGCUUUCAAAAAGCACACUGAAGAUGUUCAUUCUGAGCCUCUCUUUAGAAAAGGCAUUCGGCAGGUAAAUCCAGAUGCUCUUGGGGCAGGGGCUCCUGUUUUUGUGGGACGUAGACCAUAUGCUACCAGGUACUUUCUUGUUAAUGAAAAUGAGUCCCGCAAAAAAUCGCUCCGUUCUACCUCCCGACUUCAAAGGCACUUCAGAAAGGAUGAAUCGGGAGACAUUAUUGAGUUGUAUCCACGCAGUGUCAGAAGAUAUGUGGUUCGAACACCACACCAGAUGUAUUCCCCUCAUCCCAGCGAAGAUGAGGAGGACGAAGAGGAACUUGGGAGAGAAUUUAUUGACAGAUCCCAUCGCCCUCGCUCCCUGUCUGAUCUUCGCCCAGCACCACGAUUUUACAUUGGAGAACGUGCUGAUGGCCAUGUUCUUAUGAGCAAAGAUCUAGCCAGAGUGCAUUACAAAUCCUGGGACGAUGGUUUUGAGCUAGACCUUGACAGGCCUCCGUAUGCUUACAAGAAAGUUCACCUGAUGAACUAUCCUGAGCCGCGUGUGAAACCAAAAUCAAAGCAGAAGCUGGAGCAAUCUCUAACAGAAUCUGAUUCCAUUUCCAUUGAAUCCAGCAGUGAUCCACAGAACAGCAGUAAUGACCAGUAUAUCCAGGUCAUUCAUAGCAAGGAAAAGUAUCCAAAACCUGGGACAAAACUCACCAGAAAGAAAUCAAAAAACAGUGUUGAUCUAAAUAUGUCUGAGCCUAAUGAACUGGUAUGCUCAAAUGUCUGA
Molecule: messenger RNA, 3447 nt
Organism: Tauraco erythrolophus (red-crested turaco)
Lineage: Eukaryota; Metazoa; Chordata; Aves; Musophagiformes; Musophagidae
Source: RefSeq, a predicted model, not a curated record